This is a messenger RNA of Caenorhabditis remanei, 921 nucleotides long. RefSeq lists its product as uncharacterized. The transcript has 4 exons. Gene Ontology annotation, cellular component: membrane. The record is from RefSeq and is a predicted model, not a curated record. Bases 1 to 921 code for a protein of 306 amino acids. Lineage: Eukaryota; Metazoa; Nematoda; Chromadorea; Rhabditida; Rhabditidae. Gene Ontology annotation, biological process: sensory perception of chemical stimulus.
AUGCUGAAAGUUCGUUUAUUUCAUGACAACUUAGUGUAUAUCGGCACUCCAAUAUUCGCAUUAUGGUCUACUCUGAUUUCGGCAAAACUUAUUGUUAUAGCUUAUCGAUUGAAAUUUCUAAAAGUCGAUUAUGAAAUAGGAGAGCAUAUUACUCUAUGGACUGAUAAUCCUGAUAAAAUGUUGACAGUCAAUUCCACGGAAGGCUUGGAGCCUUUGAUGCUCGGAGGCUUUUGGGUUUGGCAUUUCGGAUUUUCAGUUAUGUUUGGAUCAUUUGUAGUAGUUGUCGAAAGGGUUAUUGCAUCGAUGUUGAUUGACAACUAUGAACUCAGUACUGACUUAUACAUCCCUAUAAUUCUUAACACAGUUUACCAACUCUCGACUAUUUCCAUUUCCAUCGCAUUAGUUUUCAACAAACUUGGAGAAAUUGUACUGAAUGCAUCGUGGAUUACCUGUUUUACUAUUUCAUUAUCGAUGUAUUUUUAUAUCAAAAGAAUAAAUAAAAGAUGGCUCCAAGAAAUGGAAGAUCCUAAUCGGAAGCGAGUUUUUACAGUUUCUCAGAGAUUCCAAGUAAGAGAAAAUUUGAGAGCACUCGCAUUCGGAAAACGAAUCGUUUUCACCGUAAUGGGCUCUCUGAUAUUCUGUGGAAUUGGAAUGGUUGCUCUUUCUCAUGAUAUUGUACCCGCAUUUCUACUUCACAUCGGGGAGAAUCUUCUGUUUUGUCAUCCACUAUUCGUUUGUGUCGUGACAAUGUACGGUCAUCCUUCAUGGAAGUCUCGAUUCAAAAGAUCAUUUCCGAGAAUUCAUUUCUUGAGGAAACCACCGAAUCGAGUUGUCAGUGUAGAGAUAAUGGAGGAUAAUGUGAAGAAGUUGUCCUUAGAAACGGAUAUUUAUUUUAAGCAAUUGAAGGAUUCUUGGAUUUGA